Messenger RNA from Symbiodinium sp. CCMP2592, 1647 nucleotides. Lineage: Eukaryota; Dinophyceae; Suessiales; Symbiodiniaceae. The record is from the annotation of a GenBank genome assembly.
AUGGCGGAAUCAAACUCUCCUCGAGAAUGGUUAUCUCAGUCGGAGGAGGAGCCGGUGGAACCACCACCCACAACGAAUCCUGUGCUACCGAGGCCAGGCCACGUUUGGCCGAAUCAGGAUCUGGGCCCGUGCACUCCGGGUGAGGGAGGCAUGACCGGAAGCGUGGAAGCAAUCUACGCCAUGCUUCACGAAGUCCGCCGCGAGGUGCUACUGGAGCUCAAAGGGCAGCACGAGGUUGUCAACGAGAUUCUGUCCAGGCUCACACCGAAGACGGCCUUUUCGGGCUCCGGCGCGGCGUCGGCGCCGGCGAAGGCUUUCCGCCCUGUGCAGGGUCACGUGCUGAAAGGCCUGCAGAUGAUCGAGGAGGGCAAAGUGGCCUCUCCUAAGUCUCCGUCCUCUUCGCCACCGUCGUCUCCCAAGGAGUGUGAAGCUGUGGCGAAGAAGUCCAGUGACGCUAUGGGAAAGAAGGGGAGUGGGUCCGAGAACAGGAAGUCCAUCACAUCAGUGACCGGACCGGAAAACGGAGACAGGAGGUCCCGGCGAAACAGCGGCCGAAACGCCGCGGGCCGACUCUUCAGUACCUUCUCACACUAUGAUCUGGCCUUGCAAGACGUGGCCGAGCGUGUGGAAGGAGUUCGCAACCGGCUUACCUUCGGCGAAUCCAGCGGCUUCAGCCUUACCUCGCAGAAGGUGCCGCUCGCGCAAAAGAUCGUGCACACCCACGCCUUUGACCUCUUUUGUGCGCUGGUCGUGAUGAGCAAUUCGGUCUUCCUCGGGAUUGAAGUGCAGUUGAGCAUUCAGAACCCUGGCGAGCUUCCGCAAUACAUGCAGAUUGUAACAUUCUCCUACGCCGGGUUCUUCCUCCUUGAGCUCCUCCUGCGAGUUAUGGCCGACGGGCUGCAGAUUUUCUGCAACGACGACUGGAUGUGGGGUUGGCUGGACUUCUUCGUCGUGACCAUUUCCAUUUGGGAGGUCGUAGCAGAUGUGAUGGUUGUCCUGGAAGGCAACGCCAGCGGCCAAAACACAAGUGUCGAGGGCGUGAGCUCCCUCCGUGCACUCCGCAUCGUCCGCAUCACGCGCAUCAUCCGAGUUGCCCGCUUGAUGCGGGUUUUCCGCUUCGUGAUGGCGUUCCGCACGCUCAUCACGUCGAUUGCAUUCACGCUCAAAUCGCUGUUCUGGGCAUUGAUGCUGCUCUUCGUCAUAGUCUAUGUUUUUGCUGUACUUUUUGCUCAAGUGGUCAACGACUACGUCGCUGACCCGGCCAACCCGGAGUUGCCUCCGGAUGAGUUCGCGAAAAGCCAGCAGUACUUUUCAUCUCUUGUGGACACCAUGAUCAGCUUGUUCAUGUGCAUUGCAAACGGGGUGAACUGGGAGAAUGUCGUGGCGCCCCUUAAGGUCAUCUCACCGGCAUGGACACUUCUGUUUAUCUUCUACAUAAGUUUUACCCAGUUCGCGGUGUUGAACGUGGUGACAGGCGUUUUCUGCCAGUCUGCCAUCGAAAGCGCCCAGAACGACCAUGCGACAAUGGUCCAGUCGAUCUUGAAGAACAAAGAGAUGCACAUCGCGAAAAUCCAGGCCUUGUUUAAUCAGCUGGGCACUGAGAACACUGGGGUCAUCACAUUCAACAACUUCACUGAGCGCCCUGGC